Messenger RNA from Ostertagia ostertagi, 378 nucleotides. The record is from the annotation of a GenBank genome assembly. Lineage: Eukaryota; Metazoa; Nematoda; Chromadorea; Rhabditida; Trichostrongylidae.
AUGUCUGAGGAUACUACACCUGUUAGUCGCAGUAGUGCUAAAAGUUCUGAGAGGACGCCAAUAAGGCACAAUAGCCUCAAAGAUGCUGGCACACCAUAUCGCGGAAGAUAUAAAGCAACCACACUGUGGAACAACAUCAUUCGCCAUUUUCGCGAUGAGAUGCCUAUCAAGCGGCAUCGACGGCAGCUUACUUAUUUCGAGGACACCUUCACUGGGAAGGAGGCAGUGGACUUUCUAUUGAUUCUGCUACCCAGAUUGAUUCGAAGGUCAAAUUGUGUAACGUUGCUCCAAAAAUUUUUGGAUCAAGGAUUCAUCGAAAGAGUUCGUCCGAAUCCCGGUGAAAAGGCUAUCUUCAAGGAUAACGCAGCACUUUAUGUG